AUGUCAGAAUCACAGUCUUCUGAUGUCUUUAGGCGGCUUCAAAUUUCUCCAUCGAAGAAUAACGCAAUAAAGAAACCUGCUUUGAGGUUAUCACCUAGAAAAGUUUCAAGGACCAGAGAUCUGCAAUAUACGCCAAGCAAAUAUGAAUCUCAUUUGAAUCCAGAUAUGUUUACUAAAAGUCUAGAUAGAUCCUCAAAACUAUUAAUUGGGAAGAUACCUUCACACGACAACGGACCUCCCCAGAAUGAUCAUUCAAGAAGUAAUCCCCCCUCUAUUCUGAAACAAGGACCACCAACUAGCUCUUCUCGACUUGGAGGUAAUAACUUACUAAAUAAAUUAAGGGAAGAAGAGUCAAUCUCCAGUAGAGUUGAUAAGAUUAUGAACGAAAACAAAAAAAGGUAUAAAUCUAAAAUGGAAGAAAAAAAUGUAAAAUUCUAUCUACCUACAGAUGAUAAUAUUAGAGAAGAAGUAGAUAGCCUAAAAUCGAUGUUAGAACAUAUAAUUAGCCGGCAAGAUACUCUGGAGAAAUCAAUUGAAGAAAUUAAAUCUUUACUAAAAAAAUAA
This is a messenger RNA of Maudiozyma saulgeensis, 564 nucleotides long. The record is from the annotation of a GenBank genome assembly. NCBI's taxonomy places the organism in Eukaryota, Fungi, Ascomycota, Saccharomycetes, Saccharomycetales, Saccharomycetaceae.